Zingiber officinale is the source of this 980-nucleotide messenger RNA. RefSeq lists its product as uncharacterized. The record is from RefSeq and is a predicted model, not a curated record. Lineage: Eukaryota; Viridiplantae; Streptophyta; Magnoliopsida; Zingiberales; Zingiberaceae. The coding region runs from base 53 to 583 and encodes 176 amino acids. The transcript has 6 exons.
AUAACUACUUUCAUUUAGGCCUCGAAGGGUUUGGCCGAGGAACUCCGCCUCGAUGGCUACCGCCGCACCUCCACCGUCGAAGCGCCGUCGGCAGGACCAGCACGAUAAGGCAAUCAGCGAGAGCUCCGCAACGAAGGGGAACACGCCUCUGGUGGUCUUCGCACAUGGCGCCGGAGCCCCGUCCACUUCCGAGUGGAUGCUCAGAUGGAAGAAAAAGAUUGAGGAAGAAUUGAAUGCCAUUGUUGUCACUUUUGACUAUCCCUAUAUAUCUGGUGGAAAACGCAAGGCUCCUCCCAAAGCAGAAAAGUUAGUCGAUCAUCACUUGGAUGUUGUAAAAGAUGCAGUUAGCAAACAUCCUGGGCAUCCUCUUGUUUUGGUAGGAAAGUCCAUGGGAUCAAGAGUGAGCUGCAUGGUGACUACAAAAGAAGAUAUCCCUGUCGCAGCAAUUGUUUGCUUGGGCUAUCCACUAAAGGGAAUCAAUGGAGCAAUCCGUGAUGAGACUUUGUUGCAGCUAGAAACUCCAACUAUUGUUCGUGCAGGUCUGAUUCAUGGGAAGCAAGGAUGGUUUACGCCCACUGGAUAAGUUGGAAAACACUCGAAAGAAAAUGAAGUGUCCCAGUGUGCUGCAUGUAAUUGAUGGAGGUGAUCAUUCGUUCAAAAUUGGAAAGAAGCAACAACAGUCAACUGGGGUGGGUCAAGAUGAAGCUGAACAAGGAGCUAUGAAAGCAAUGGCUGAAUUUGUCAGCAAGUCUAUCCCCGAAGAAGAGGGACGUGUAUGAGACACUUUUAAAUCUAAUGGCUGUUAGCACUAGUAAUCCUCCUUUUAAAUUUAAUGUAGUUAUCAUCUGCUCGUUUUCAGUUUGGUGCAACAUUUAUGUAACUUAAGCAGAGUGGUUAUUUUGAAGUACUUUAUGCAUGGCAUACGCUGGUGGAAAUGUGAAUGAAAUAAUGAGGUGGAGACGAAGAGAUUUUAUUGUGCA